UCCUCUUCGAUUAGGGCAUCGCGGUUCUCAUUCGAGAUGCCCCUUUUUAUCUCCGACGAGGAGUUCUCGCGGUGCUCCGGCGACACCGCCGCCGUCGCCGCCAAGGCCGACGCCUUCAUCCGCGGCCUCCUCCACGAGCUCGACACCGUCCGCGCCAAGGCCGACGCGGCCGACAUCAACGCCGAGCAGAACUGCUCCCUUAUCGAGCAGAAGUAUCUCUCCCUCGCGGCCGAGUUUUCCAAGCUCGAGUCGCAGGUCUCCGAACUCCAAUCUUCCCUCGAUGAUCGCCUCCGCGAGCUCUCCGAAGCACAAUCUCAGAACCACCAAAUUCGAUUGCAAUCGGUUGAGAAGGAUAGGGAGAUAGAGAGGUUAAGGACGGAGGUGGGCGAGCUGCACAAGUCGAAGAGGCAGUUGCUUGAGUUGAACGAGCAGAAGGAUUUGGAGCUUAGUGAGAAGAAUGCCAAUAUCAAGAGCUAUCUUGAUAAGAUUCUCCAUCUGACUGAAAAUGCUGCCCAUAAAGAGGCCCGUUUGAAUGAAGUUGAGGCGGAAUUGGCUCGAUGCCGUGCUGCUUGCACCCGCCUUGAACAGGAGAAAGAGAUUGUUGAGAGGCAGAAUGCUUGGUUUAAUGAGGAGUUGACUACUAAAAUCAACAGUUUCUUUGAGCUGCGCAGAAAACACGCAGAACUGGAUGCCGAUAUGUCUUCCAAGCUUGCAGAUAUGGAGAGACAAUUUGGUGAAUGCUCCAAAUCUCUACAGUGGAAUAAGGAUAGAGUGAGGGAGCUAGAAAUGAAGCUUAAAUCUGUGCAAGAGGAAUUAAUUUCAGCUAAAGAUUCUGCUGCAGCCAAUGAAGAGCGAUUAUCUGCUGAACUUUCCACUGUUAACAAACUUAAUGAGCUUUAUAAAGAGAGUUCUGAUGAAUGGUCAAGAAAAGCAGCAGACCUAGAGGGUGUGUUAAAAGCAAUGGAGUCACGACUAAAGCAAGUCGAAGAUGAUUAUAAAGAGAAACUUGAGAAGGAAUUAUCUGUUAGAAAACAGGUUGAAAAGGAGGCUGCUGAUUUGAAAGAAAAGCUUGAGAAGUGUGAAGCUGAAAUUGAGACAAGGAAGAAGAGGAAUGAGCUGAGCAAUCUUUCACUCAGCAGUUUCGCUUCUGAACCGUGGCUGACAUCAAUUGAUGCUGAUAGCAUGUUUGACGAAAAUAGCAUGCUAGUACCGAAAAUUCCUGUUGGUGUUUCUGGAACAGCAUUAGCUGCUUCACUCCUGCGAGAUGGUUGGAGUUUGGCCAAAAUGUAUGCGAAAUACCAAGAGGCUAUUGAUGCAUUGAGACAUGAACAAUUGGGCAGGAAGGAGUCAGAGACAAUUUUGCAACGGGUUCUGUAUGAGUUAGAGGAGAAAGCAGAAGCCAUAAUAGAUGAAAGAGUGGAGCAUGAAAAGAUGGCUGACGCAUACAGCUUGAUGAACCAAAAAUUGCAAAACUCCCUGAAUGAAAAUUCCAACUUAGAGAAAAUCAUCCUUGAACUGAAGGCUGACCUCAGAAGGAAUGAACGGCAUUAUGAUAUUGCCCAGAAAGAAAUUGAUGACCUUCGAAAACAGGUGACAGUACUUUUGAAGGAAUGCCGAGACAUACAACUUCGUUGUGGGUCAAUUGGGUAUGAUAUUGUUGAUGAUGCUUCACAUAUUGCUUCAAGGUCAAGUAUACAGACUGAAGCUGAAAAUGUCAUCUCAGAACACCUUUUAACCUUCAAGGAUAUUAAUGGACUAGUUGAGCAGAAUGUCCAACUUCGAAGCCUUGUACGUAGUCUUUCUGGCCAGAUUGAAAACCAGGAGGUGGAAUUCAAGGAGAAGCUUGAAAUGGAGCUCAAAAAACAUACUGAAGAAACUGCUUCUAAAGUUGCGGCUGUGCUACAAAGAGCAGAAGAGCAAGGGCACAUGAUUGAAUCUCUUCAUACAUCUGUUGCAAUGUAUAAGAGGUUGUAUGAGGAGGAGCAUAGUCUUCAUUUAUCUCAUACCCAAUCUUCAGAAGCUCUUGCAGCUGUUGCAGAAGUUGGAAGAAUCAACCUGAAGACAUCGAUUGAAAGUUCACAGGAAGUUACUAAGAAGUCCCUGGAAAAAGCUUUAGAUCGUGUAAGAUGCCUUGAGAAUGACUUAGCAAAGUCAAGGAGUGAGGUUAUUGUAUUACAAUCAGAUCGUGACAAGAUGGCACUAGAAGCAAACUUUGCUAGAGAGAGACUUGAUGGCUUUAUGAAAGAAUUUGAACAACAGAAAGCUGAAGCAAAAGGCAUUUUAGCAAGAAAUGUAGAGUUUUCUCAGCUAGUUGUUGACUACCAACGGAAAUUGCGUGAAAGCUCUGAGUCAUUGAAUGCUGCUGAGGAGCUGUCUCGGAAACUUUCCAUGGAGUUGUCUGUUUUAAAGCACCAAAAGGAAGUGAUAUCAAAUGCUGAAAAGAGAGCAUCUGAUGAGGUUCGCAGUUUAUCUGAAAGAGUGCAGCGCUUGCAGGCUAGUUUGGCUACCAUACAGAGUGCUGAGGAAGUUCGAGAGGAAGCAAGAACCAUGGAGAGGGUAAAGCAUGAAGAAUAUUUAAAGAAAUUGGAGAGGGAAUGGGCUGAGGCCAAGAAAGAGUUACAAGAAGAGCGUGAAAAUGUGCGGAGACUCACACUAGAUCGGGACCAGACCAUAAAAGAUUCUCUGAGACAUGUUGAGGACAUGAGCAAAGAGUUAGCUAAUGCAAUGCGUGCAGUUGCAUCUGCUGAAUCUAGGGCUUCCGUUGCUGAGGCAAAAAUUUCAAGUCUUCAAAGAAAAAUGGGUUCCACGGACGAUAAGCUUGUUGACAUGGAUGGUGUGAGUGGUCCUUCCACUAUAUCCAGUGAUGAGGUUGUUGCUGAAUUGCAAACAGCAAAGGAGGAGAUUGAAAAAUUGAAAGAGGAAGCACAUGCUAACAAAACUCACAUGCUGCAGUAUAAGAGCAUUGCUGAGGUGAAUGAAGACGCACUUAAACAGAUAGAAGUUGCACAUGAGAACUAUAAGAUAGAGGCUGACAAUGCAAAGAAAGCACUAGAAGCUGAACUUCAUUCGCUUAAAGAGAAAGUUUCGGAGCUUGAAAAUGAAUCUAGUUUGAAAUCUGAAGAAGUGGCUUCUGCAACUUGGGGAAAGGAAGAGGCUCUUACGUCUGCUUUGGCUGAAAUAACAAAUCUUAAAGAAGAAAUUUUAACCAAAUCUUCUCAAAUUUCAGCAAUGGAAAUUCAGAUCUCUAGUUUUAAAGAGCAGCUGGACAAGGAGCAUCAGAAAUGGCGUGGAGCUCAAACCAAUUAUGAAAGACAGGUUAUUCUCCAGUCUGAAACAAUUCAGGAGUUGACUAAAACAUCUAAAGCACUGGCCUUGCUCCAGGAGGAGGCAUCUGAAUUACGUAAACUAGCUGAUGCUCAGAAAAUUGAAAAUAAUGAACUAAAGGCUAAGUGGGAAGAGGAGAAGGCAGGACUAGAGAUAUCGAGGAAAGAUGCUGAAAAGAAAUACGAAGAAAUCAAUGAACAGAAUAAAAUACUGCAUACCCAACUUGAGGCUUCACAUAUUCAAUGGGCUGAGAAGGAGCGUAUUGCUGCUGGCAUUUCAUCUGGAAGUAGUAGUGCAGAUACAUUUAGUGAUGCUGGCCUUCAAAAUGUGAUUAAUUAUCUCCGACGUUCAAAAGAAAUUGCAGAAACAGAAGUUACAUUGUUAAAACAAGAAAAACUGCGAUUACAGUCACAGCUUGAUAGUGCCUUGAAGGCGGCAGAGUCUGCACAUGCAUCGCUAGAAGCUGAGCGUGCAAAAUCAAGAUCAUUUUUGUUUACUGAAGAAGAGUUCAAAUCAUUGCAGCUUCAGAUUAGGGAAAUGAACUUACUUCGUGAGAGUAACAUGCAGCUCAGGGAAGAAAAUAAGCACAACUUUGAAGAGUGUCAGAAAAUGCGUGAACUAGCACAAAAGGCAAGAGCUGAUACAGAGAAUCUAGAGAAUCUUAUGAGGGAACGAGAAAUUCAGCUGGAUGGCCAUAAGAAAGAGAUUGAAACCCUAAAAAUAGAAAAAGACCAUCUCAAUCACAAGGUUUCUGAGUUGCUUGAAAGGAGCAAAAAGGUUGAUGUGGAGGAUUAUGAUCGAGUGAAGAAACUUGUUAGAGAUUUGCAGGAUAAACUGAGAGAUAGGGAUGCUAGGAUAGAGGAACUUGGUCAAUUUCUUUCGGAAAAGCAGGAUUCUGUUUCACAUUUAGAGCAAGACCUUUCAAACUGCAGAUCGGAUCUUAUGGAGAGAGAGAAGAGAAUUAAUGACAUUCUGCAUGUUGAGGCUAACCUAAGACUGGAGCUGGAAAAAAAUCGGAAGCAGCUCGCUCAGUUUGCUAUUUUUAAGAAGAAAAUGGACACUUUGUCAAGGGAAAAGGAAGACCUAGGGAAAGAGAAUGAGCAACUUUCUAAGCAAUUAGAUGAAAUCAAACAAGCGAAAAGGUCAACAAGUGAUACAACUGGUGAACAAGCGAUGAAGGAGGAAAAAGAAACUAGAAUACAGAUUCUGGAAAGAACCGUGGAGAGACUGAGAGAUGAAUUGAAGAAGGAGAAGGAAGACAAUAGUAUAGAGAAAAACAGACGACAGAAAAAUUUAAAGGCUAUAAUGGACUCUUACAACAAUGUUGAGCAGGAGAAAACAAAGUUUAUUAAUGAACUUGAGAGGCGCAAGGAGGCUCAGAAGAGGUUAUCCGAUGAAGUUGAAAAGCUUAAGAUUGUUGUUGGCAAUCUUCCCGAGGGAACGAAUGUGGCUCAACUUCUUUCUGGAUCCAAUGUCGAUGACUUCACUGCUCCUUAUAUAUCUGCUGUUGAAAACUUUGAAAAGGAAGCUCAUUUGGUAUUUUGUGAUCUUGGAGGUCGUGGCAAUCAGGGAGAUGCAACAACAAUUACAGAUGGUUCGGCAGCUCCUACAGGUUCUAUGGUCCAUGCUCAAUCCCCUAACAUUUUAACCUUGGCGGCUACUGGAGCAAGAAGAUUACCACCUAAAGCCACUGGAGAAAGUGAGAAAAGACUUGCAUUGCCCAAAGCUGCUGUUGAAACACGAAAAACAGGUAGGAAAUUGGUCAGGCCUCGUCUAGUAAAAGUCGACGAGCCUCAAGGUGACAUAGAAAUGUCUGAUGCUGAAGGACCAGGGGGCAAGCCUGGACCUUCCAGUGACACAGAAACUCCAAGCAAUUAUGCUCUAUCAUCUCAACCAUUGUCUCGAAAACGCAUUGCUCCUACCUCCACUUCUGAAUCUGUCACACCUGGUGAAAAGGGCUCUGAUGUAUUGGUACCUGUUUUGAAGAAAUCAAAAGGAUCAGAGUCCCCAGAAGAUAGUGCUGAUGAACAGCCUGUUACAACUCCGGAAUUUAUUGGCAGUCAUCCAAUCACCGAAGAAUCAUUUGACGGUGGUGAGUUGCCACAAGGCCAAAAUGAGGAAGUCAAUGAAGGUCAAAAUGAGGAAGGUGAGAUUGCUCUUGGAAAAGACGAGGAAACCAAAGAUCCGCAACACUUGGGUGGUACGAGUCAAGAAGAAUUACAAGGUGACAAAACCGGAAUUUCAGAAGAGAAUCUAGAUCAACCUGUUGAAUCAAUAGUUCAGUCUGAUGAGAUUCAGAGGGAUCACACUGAAGCAGACAACCAGCAAUCAACAUUGGCACUCAGUGAGAGAGAGGAGGGAGAAUUGUUGCCAGAAACUGGAGAUCUUGAGUGUGGCAGUGAUCUAUCUAACAUAGUGGAAAACCAAGAAACUCGGGAAGGUCAAGCGGAGCCUGCUGCAACCCCUGAACGUUCCCCAGCUAGGGUUGAUGAUGAAGCUCUAGAGGCUGGUGAGAUUAAUUCUCCUGAGCUUUUAAGUGAUGAUAAGAAUGAUGAAGGUGACUUGGCUGAGGAGGCUGCUGAUGGGAACGAACCAAUAUCAGUUGAGACUGAUCAGGUAGCUGAGCCUGCACCUGUCGUGAGUCAGGGUACUUUGGCGAGUAGUGCUGCAGAAAGUAGUACCUCUAAAUUGAACUUACCUGUUUCAAAGCCAGUCACCACCAGUAGUGUUCCAUCUGAAACAGAAGAGAUAAAACAGACAUCACCUAUUAGUACUCCGUCAACAACCAUAAAUUUAUCACAGCGAGCCCGAGAGAGGGCUCAAUUGAGACAGGCUGGGGUGGUUUCUGCACUUCCUAGAGGUCGUGGAAGAGCUUCUCCCCGCGGCCGAGUUCUUCGAGGUCGAGGACGCAGACCGCCAACUGGUGAAACUUGAAUCAACAAAUUCACCGUCUGCAAAUUAUUUUACUUGCCAUUGGUGUUGGAAACAUCCCCUAGUCUGACAAUGACAGUAUAGAACAAUGAGUAGUUGUAAAUGGGCGAUUAGUUCUCAUGUAUAAAUACAAUUUGGCUUUGCACUCAAUUCUCCUUUCUAAUUUUGUCCUUCAUUUCAUUGUUGUAUCUUACCUCAAUGCUUAACUAAUUUCAUGUUCAUUCCAGGAAUGAGAGGCUCUCAUGUUGGGGGAGAAAAUGGAAUUAAGAUUUUAUUUUAUAUCUCAUUUCAUUGAA
Molecule: messenger RNA, 6551 nt
Organism: Gastrolobium bilobum
Lineage: Eukaryota; Viridiplantae; Streptophyta; Magnoliopsida; Fabales; Fabaceae
Product: nuclear-pore anchor
Exons: 48
Coding region: 37-6258 (2073 amino acids)
Biological process (GO): mRNA export from nucleus; protein import into nucleus
Cellular component (GO): nuclear pore
Molecular function (GO): structural constituent of nuclear pore
Source: RefSeq, a predicted model, not a curated record